Molecule: messenger RNA, 3324 nt
Organism: Nematostella vectensis (starlet sea anemone)
Lineage: Eukaryota; Metazoa; Cnidaria; Anthozoa; Actiniaria; Edwardsiidae
Product: nuclear factor 1 C-type
Exons: 9
Coding region: 362-2314 (650 amino acids)
Biological process (GO): regulation of transcription by RNA polymerase II
Cellular component (GO): nucleus
Molecular function (GO): RNA polymerase II cis-regulatory region sequence-specific DNA binding; DNA-binding transcription factor activity, RNA polymerase II-specific
Source: RefSeq, a predicted model, not a curated record
CAGUCAGCAAACAUUGAUGAAUUAACAAAAACAAGAAGCUCGAGCUUCCGUUGCAAUCCCUGACGAAAGGUUCUUUCUUAGCUUUAUAAAACAACUCUUGAUAUUCUACCAAUCUGUUUAUAAGUAUCGGAUACUUGCGCGCCUUAGCUGCGAAUCAUAUCCUUGUGUGUUCAGUCCGUCUUUUUCUUGGCCCAAAAGCAUACGAAGUGAAGUCAUCACUUGAUAGUAUAAACUAGUGAUUGGCACGCACCCAUUCUCGGCAACAUUCCCAUUAAAACCCGUUCGUUCAGCAAUCUUCUGGCACUUCUCGCUGCAAGCCAACUGAACUUGUCACAAAAAUCCUCACCCGUCAACGACCAAUAUGACUGCUACAUGGAACUUGAACGGGUUUCAAAUGGACGAGAUCCAUUCGUUUAUCGAGUCUCUACUGCCCCACGUCAAAGCGUUCGCGUAUACCUGGUUCAAUCUGCAAGCUCGAAAACGAAAGCAUUACAAGAAGCACGAUAUUCGUAUGACACCAGCGGAAGAGCGGAGAUGCAAAGAAGAGUUGGAUGCCGAGGCAGACGAAGUAAAACACAAAUGGGCCUCUAGACUGCUAGGCAAACUGCGCAAGGACAUUCUCGCAGAGUGCCGCGAGGAGUUUGUUAUGGCGAUUGCGGGAGGCAAGCCUGGUUCCAGUUGUCGUUGCGUCAUUUCAAAUCAAGAUCAGAAAGGCAAAAUGCGUCGAAUCGAUUGCCUGCGACAGGCGGAUAAAGUGUGGAGGCUAGACUUAGUUAUGGUGAUUUUAUUCCGUGGGAUACCACUGGAAAGUACGGACGGGGAAAGACUCGGAAAAUCCGAGUACUGUCGACAUCCAGGGCUGUGCGUUUUACCCAACCACAUCACAGUAACUGUAAGGGAACUGGAUCUUUUCCUUGCAAAUUUCAUGUGCAGUCGAGAGCACAAGGAUGAUGCUGACACACAAGUUUCACGCAGCUCCACUGCUGAAAGAGAUACCCAAAAAUUGGCUGCGCUGAACAACUUUGUGUUGUCUGGUGUUUUCUCUGUGACAGAGUUAUACCAGUAUUCAAAAACCCCAAUUCACUGUGGUGGUCAGAGUCAUGCCCAUAUGAUGAUCCCAAGCCUUGAAAGUCCCACGUUUCCCCAAGAAUCGAACCUUGAGCAUCAGUUCCCUCAUGCCUUGAACAUCCACCAGAGAUCAGAUCCUUUCGAGAUGAGGUACCGUAAAAAGAGCAGAACCCUUGGCUCCAUAUCAUCUGUGAAUGAAGACGUGAGUGAUGAGGACUACGCCCAUUCCCCAGCAGGCUUUUCACCGCAGUCAACACAGUGGCCAAAUGACAUUGAUCAAAGUCCUGGACAUUCUCAAGUCAUGCCCUUCCCAGUAAAAAUCAAACCAGAGCAGAACUGCAACAGUUAUAACAUUAUGGACCAGCAGUCCAAUAUCUCAUGCUGUGCGGUUAACGACCCUCAGUCACCAUCCAUCAACUCAUACAAUAACCAGCACCAAGUGCAAGGACGUCCCAUGGUCUCUCCUGACUACAACAACAACAUGAAUGACGCCUUCAUGCAUGCCAUGUCGGCAGGCAAAAACAUGAGCAUUCACCCUCAGCAGCAGGCAUUUCAGUUCAGAAUACCCACUGGACCGCUUACAGUUGGUUCUGCUCCUGGCAGAACUGGGCCAAUCACCGCAGAAUACCUACAGAUGCUGGACCGCCCAAGGUCAAGUUCGGUCCCAGUAGCACGACAAAUGGGUCUCAGUCCCUCCGCAGUGAUCCCACCUCCGGCCAGAUCGCAGAGCCUGGUGAAUGGCGCAAUGUCUGGAAGUGGAGGAAGCAGCAGUAGCAUCGCAAGCUCUGAUCAGAUGGUGUCUUCACCUACCAGGCAUUCACCUGUGUCCACAAGUCCAUCUAGGCGAAGCCCUUCAGGCAUAACCCUCAAUACAACGGUACAGAUUAUUCAGGCCCCUGUAACCAACCAGCAAAGCCUCAGUUCGCCAGUAAACAACCAAGCUCCCAUGGCCUACACUUAUGCCAACUACAAUUCCAACAACAUGGGAACAACGCUAAGCCCCACCCUCCCUAUGGGUGGGUGCAGGACCUCAGGUGCCAUGCAAAGAUGGGGACACCAAGUGUCAAUGUUGCAAAGUACUGGUGGAGUCUCUGAAGAGGAACAGAGUGAAUAUAAUCAGAUUGUGCAGACGUUGAAUGGCCUGCAUCAGGAGCAGGAGAACAUGCUAGACAAUGAUAGAAAUUUCUACCAAGUCCCGAAUCAUUCUGAGCCAAUGGAUGUUGCUGGGUCAAGGGUAGCUCAGUGAUCAUUUACAGAUGUAUGGAAUGUAAUGAAGCCCUAUUUCCACUUGUCGACAAUCAGACAUUCAGAACAAGGCCAGUACCAGACAUUGCCACAAAGGUAUUUCCAGGAAAUUAUUUCAAGGAUGCAUUCCCAAGAAGCUAUUCCCUGGAAGUUAUUUCCAGGAGGGCAAUUCCAUGAAGGGUUCUACAGUCUGGUCAACUAUAGCCAGAAUUAAGAUGGCCAGUGUUGUUGUUAUACAUGAGGUACAUGAGGUUUUGUUUGAGGUAAGCUGUUACAGGAACUUCUUGGAAUGGUGUGAGGUCCAUUUGUACUAACUCCUCACUCUUCCAUCAUCCUUUAGGUUAAAAUGUUGGCAUAUUACAAAGCUAUGUAAAUAUAUUUUACUACAAAUUUAUACAUAGAAUUACAAACAAUAAUUUAUUAGAUGCACUAUUUUAAUAUAAUGUUGCCAUAGAUGUUGAUAGCUUGUAUUUAUAUAUUGAUUAGUUUUAUAUGAUUUAAAAGGUUUAUACUCUAUAGUACUCUAGAAUACUCUAGUAUACUCUAGAAGCUUCGCUUAAGCCGCCUACAUUUUAAACCUGAUGGAUUGAAUCCUUAGUUUUCUAAGGCCCAAGGAAUGGUGUAGUUUCAUGCGUGAAAAUGAACCAAACCGAUUGUUUCAUCUUCAUUCGCAUGCAUUUGCAUUGGCCUCACCUAAGUCCAGUGAUUCAUCAUAGCCCAGUUUUUUUUUUUUUUUUUGCCAUCUGGUGUUGAAUACAAAUUUCAUUUUCUUCAUCAAAGUGGCUUUCAGGGCAAUGGAAUAUUCCUACCAGAGAAAAAAAAAAUUUCUUUUUCCAUCAUUCUGAUAGCGUUCAUUUUUAGAUUUGUAGAUUCGUCGGUUUGGUAUUAAUUUAAAAAACCAGGAAAAAGUAUUGAUUACGUUCUCAUUUCUCACAUUAGACAUAUAUGCUCGUUUGCUAGUCGUGGGAGGAAAAAUCUAUAAAAGUUUGGCAUUCGGACUCUGCUAAUCAA